Molecule: messenger RNA, 1647 nt
Organism: Suillus paluster
Lineage: Eukaryota; Fungi; Basidiomycota; Agaricomycetes; Boletales; Suillaceae
Product: HAD-like domain-containing protein
Exons: 5
Coding region: 1-1647 (548 amino acids)
Cellular component (GO): plasma membrane
Molecular function (GO): phosphoprotein phosphatase activity
Source: RefSeq, a predicted model, not a curated record
AUGGCAUCUCAAGACCCGCCACCAGCGGACGACAAGGACGUUCAGACGCGCGAGCAGGCGUCUCACAACGUUUCUCAGACGCCAGCCAUCGGGAAUGGCUCUGCAGUCGUAGACACUAGUGCGCAAGCGCACGACCUCUCCCCCACAUCCUCCUCGGAAGCGGACAAGGAUGUCAACCCAAACCCUUCUAACACCGUUUCAACCUUCGUUUCGCCAGCGGAACGCGAAAACGUAAAGUCUAACGACAAGGAGAAAGACAAGGACAAGGAGAAAGACAAGGACAAGGGCUCCCUAGCUACAACAACGCUGACACAGCCGAAUUCUACCAGCGCUACAUCUAGCACCACUCGCCGCUUUUCCAGGAAAGCUAAACCUGCGUCCAAGACCACUAAGUCUUCGACUGCGUCUUCUAGCUCUGCACGAGAAAAGACUACUUCCAACAACCAUUCCAGAGACGAGACUAAGUCCACGGGAGGUUCUCAGAAGAAGGAAUCAUUCAUAGCUAAACUCGUGCGCAAACUUGUGCCAUGCGUCGCUCCCAGCGAUCGUACGCAUGUGAUUGAGGUCGAUGUUGACGACGUCACGCGACACAAGGCCACUGACGCGGUCAAUGGUGCCUCAGCGCCCGCAGCCGAAACCAGUGUCGCCGGCGAAAAGCAGGUUGAAGCCAAGGAGCAGGAACGGGAAAAGCCGACUCUCGUGGUAGAGAUGCCCCCUUCCUCAUCGCAAACCAACCCCGCAGAAGUUGAAAUCAUCGUCCCCCCCACACCAACCAAAGCCCUCCUACCAAUAGCCGAGACAGAGGGGGUGACCAGCGGAGCAGUUCAACCUCCAGGAUCGACUGGGGUAGACCUAUUCUCGCCCUCACCGUCAUCUCCUGCAGAUGUAUCGCACACACCAUCUGGGAGUAUCCCAUCACAUGCUGGAGACACCUCACGUACAGCAACAGAUUCCGAAGGCAGUUUCACUGACGAAGAGGGUCACGGAGAAUCGGAGGAGCCCGAAGUGGAAGAAGUAGAACCGAUGGAGGAAGAUGACGAAGAUGCUCUAAUUCUCAACGGAGGUGCAGGUAUUCCCAUAGGGCCUGAUGGUGAACUUCGUCCACUUUUGCCCCCAAUAGCACCCCAACACGUGGGGCGCAAAUGUCUAGUUCUCGACUUGGAUGAGACCCUAGUCCAUAGUAGUUUUAAGUCUAUUCAACACGCUGAUUACGUCGUGCCGGUGGAAAUUGAGUACCAUUGGCACAAUGUGUACGUCAUUAAGCGCCCGGGGGUAGACAAUUUCCUGAAGAAGAUGGGCGAAAUUUACGAGGUGGUGGUAUUUACCGCUAGCUUGAGCAAGUAUGCGGACCCAGUUCUAGAUAAGCUGGACAUUCAUCAAGUGGUGUCGCAUCGACUAUUCAGAGAGAGUUGCUAUAAUCACAAGGGGAACUACGUCAAGGAUCUUUCCCAAUUGGGUCGUCCUAUUGCAGAUACCAUUAUUCUGGACAACUCUCCAGCAUCAUAUAUUUUCCACCCCAACAAUGCGGUCCCUGUGUCAUCGUGGUUCAAUGACCCACAUGACACGGAGCUCACCGACCUUUGUCCUUUCCUUGCGGACCUUGCGGAAGUGAGAGAUGUUCGGGGCGUCUUGGAUGGUGGUCUGUAG